Solanum pennellii is the source of this 1487-nucleotide messenger RNA. Its product is annotated as amino acid transporter AVT1J-like. The transcript is spliced from 3 exons. Bases 148 to 1407 code for a protein of 419 amino acids. The record is from RefSeq and is a predicted model, not a curated record. Gene Ontology annotation, cellular component: plasma membrane. Lineage: Eukaryota; Viridiplantae; Streptophyta; Magnoliopsida; Solanales; Solanaceae.
UGUCAUAUCUUAUCACAUAAAGAGUCAAUUUUGGUUGCUUUUCACCCACAAGAAGUGUGCUAACUCUCCGCUACUUCUUCUUUUUCUUGUUCUUGUAUUUAUUGAUUUGAUUUUUGAACAAACAUUGGAAGAAGAGUUGAUUUAAUUAUGGAGGAUGGCUCCUCAAAUAUAAGAGUGCGUUUACUAGACAAUUGUUAUAACAAUAACAAUGAUGGCAGAAUUGAAGAUAAUACUAUUUCAGGACCAACCUCUUUUUCAAGAACUUGUUUCAAUGGACUCAAUGCUUUGUCAGGAGUUGGUAUACUUUCAGUACCUUACGCAUUAGCAUCAGGAGGAUGGUUAAGCUUAAUAUUUUUCUUGAUUAUCGCGAUCUCAACGUAUUACACUUCCUUAUUAAUUCAAAGAUGCAUGGACAUUGAUCCAACCAUAAGAAAUUACCCUGACAUUGGGGAACGCGCCUUUGGAACUAUGGGAAGAAUGCUUGUCUCCACGACGAUGAACGUUGAACUUUACAUGGUUGUAACAGGUUUCUUGAUUUUAGAAGGAGAUAACUUGCAAAACUUAUUUGGACAACUUCAAAUAUUUGGACUUGAUGGAAAGCAAUGUUUUGUGAUUAUUAUAAGUCUUAUUAUUCUGCCUACAGUUUGGUUGAACAAUAUGAGCAUCCUUUCUUAUAUAUCUGCAAGUGGAGUACUGGCAUCUAUUGUGUUACUUGCAUCUAUUUUAUGGGCUGCUUUGUUUGAUGGCAUUGGAUUUCAAACAAGUCAAACUCACUUUAUUAAUUGGAAAGGGAUGCCAACUGCUAUUAGCCUAUAUGCCUUCUGUUAUUGUGCUCAUCCAGUUUUCCCAACCUUAUAUACUUCCAUGAUAAAUCCAAAAAAAUUCUCUAAGGUGAUGUUUGUUUGCUUUCUACUUUGCACCAUCAGCUAUGCAUCAAUGGCCAUAGUUGGAUAUCUGAUGUUUGUUCCAAGUGUACUUUCCCAAAUAACCUUAAACCUCCCCACCAAUAAAAUCAGCUCAAAAGUUGCAAUUUACACCACACUAGUCAAUCCAAUUGCAAAGUAUAGCUUGAUGAUAAAACCACUAGAAAAUAGUUUGGAAAAUCAACUUCCAAUUCAUUACAAAACAAGGGUAUGCAGCCUACUUAUAAGAACAACUUUAGUAAUCAGUACUGUCAUUGUAGCAUUAGCUAUCCCCUUUUUUGGAUAUCUCAUGUCACUUGUUGGAGCAUUUUUGAGUGUCACAGCUUCCAUAGUACUACCAUGUUUGUGCUUCUUGAAGAUCUCUGGGAUUUAUCAAAGACUAGGAUUUGAGCAAAUAUUUAUAGUGGGGAUUGUGAUAAUGGGCAUAGCCAUUAUGCUUGUAGGUACUUACACUUCUGUCUUACAAAUUAUCAGUCAUUUGUAAGUGAAAUAUUUCACAUAGUUACUUUUCUUAUGGAUUUGAUUUUUAUAUCGAUGUCCUAAUAACUACUCUCUUCCUUUUAA